CGCGGGUUCCGGUCGGGCCGCCGGCGCCAUCUUGGAUGCGGGGCGGCGGAGGGGAGCGGCGGGAGGCGGGGACGGAGCCGGCGGCGGCGGCGGCAGCGGGGCCGGGGGCCCGCGGCGGAGCGGGGGCCCCCCCGGGGCACCCUCAAACCCCCCCCGACACCCUCAGACCCCCCCGCGCCCUUCCCGCGGGGCCCGGAGAUGCUGCGGGGCCCCUAUAGACCGCGGCGACCCCUAUAGAACCGGCGGCGCCUAUAGCCGCGCUUUAAAUCCCCUUUUUUCCCCCAUUUCCCCCCGCCCCGGACACCGCGUCCCCGAAAGCGGCGCUUCCGCGGAGCCGGGAGGGCUCUUCCGGGCCGCCCGGCGCCUAUAGGGGAGCCCCCGGGAGCCCAUAGGGGCCCCGCCGAGCCCCCGCCGGGCCCUAUGGACCCCGCGCGGGCUCCCCGGCCCCCCUCCGCCGCCGCCCACCCCCACGGGCCCCCCGGCUGCUGCCGGCGCCGCGCACCCGCCCUGGCCCCCGGGGGACCCUGCUGCGGCCCUUCGCCCCCCCCGGCCCCUAUAGGGCCUCCCCCUUUAUAGCCCCGCCCUCGCUCCUAUAGCUCCCCUAUAGAUUCGAAGCAGAUCGACCUGUUUGGGCGUUUUUAGCUCUUUAAAUCGCCGCGUCCGGGGGCUGAAAGCGAUUUUUUACCUCUAAAAGCGGCGCCGCAGGGAGCCGGAGGGCUAUAGGCGCUCGCUGGCCCCCCCCCCAGCCCCCCCGGGGACCCUAUAGGGCCCUGGGAGGCCCCCCCGGGGCUGGCGGUGGGGGGAGGCUGGAGCCCCCCCGGGGCCGGGCCCCCGCGUAGGGGGGGGGGGUCCGCGGGGGGGGCCGGGCUGCCGCCGCCCCCCAGAGCUGGAGCCGCCGGGGCCGAGGCGCCGCCGAGAGCCGGAGGCGAGCGGGGCGCCCGGACGCCGGGGCCCCCGGCGCCAUGCCCUCCAACGCCCGGGCCGGCAGCCUCAAGGACCCCGAGGUGGCCGAGCUCUUCUUCAAGGACGACCCCGAGAAGCUCUUCGGUGACCUGCGCGAGAUCGGCCAUGGCAGCUUCGGCGCCGUCUACUUCGCCCGCGACAUGCGCACCAACGAGGUGGUGGCCAUCAAGAAGAUGUCCUACAGCGGCAAGCAGUCCAACGAGAAGUGGCAGGACAUCAUCAAGGAGGUGAAGUUCCUGCAGCGGCUGCGGCACCCCAACACCAUCGAGUACAAGGGCUGCUACCUGCGGGAGCACACGGCCUGGCUGGCCAUGGAGUACUGCCUGGGCUCGGCCUCCGACCUGCUGGAGGUGCACAAGAAGCCGCUGCAGGAGGUGGAAAUCGCCGCCAUCACCCACGGGGCGCUGCAGGGCCUGGCCUACCUCCACUCCCACAACAUGAUCCACAGGGACGUCAAGGCCGGCAACAUCCUGCUGACGGAGCCGGGGCAGGUGAAACUGGGCGACUUCGGCUCGGCCUCCAUCGUGGCCCCGGCCAACUCCUUCGUGGGGACGCCGUACUGGAUGGCCCCCGAGGUGAUCCUGGCCAUGGACGAGGGGCAGUACGACGGCAAGGCGGACGUCUGGUCGCUGGGCAUCACCUGCAUCGAGCUGGCCGAGAGGAAGCCGCCGCUGUUCAACAUGAACGCGAUGAGUGCCUUAUACCACAUAGCGCAGAACGAGUCGCCCGUGCUGCAGGCCAGCCACUGGUCGGAAUAUUUCCGGAACUUCGUGGAUUCGUGCCUGCAGAAGAUCCCGCAGGACCGGCCCACCUCGGACGUGCUGCUCAAGCACCGCUUCCUGCUGCGCGAGCGGCCCCAGACGGUGGUGCUGGACCUCAUCCAGCGCACCAAGGACGCCGUGCGCGAGCUCGACAACCUGCAGUACCGCAAGAUGAAGAAGAUCCUCUUCCAGGAGGCCCAGAACGGCCCCGGCGCCGACCCCGGCGAGGAGGAGGAGGAGGUGGAGCCCUUCCUGCACCGCACGGGCACCGUGAACAGCAUGGAGAGCAGCCACUCGGUGCCCAGCAUGUCCAUCAGCGCCUCCAGCCAGAGCAGCAGCGUCAACAGCCUGGCCGACGCCUCCGAGGAGGACGAGGCCGCCGAGAUGGCCAUGAUGCAGGAGGGCGAGCACACCGUCACCUCCAACAGCUCCGUCAUCCACCGCCUGCCGGGCCACGACAACCUCUACGACGACCCGUACCAGCCCGAGGCGGAGGCGCCCGGCUCGGCGGCGGUGUCCGCCCGGCGCCGGGCCUACUGCCGCAACCGGGAGCACUUCGCCACCAUCCGCACGGCCUCGCUGGUGACGCGGCAGAUCCAGGAGCACGAGCAGGACUCGGCGCUGCGCGAGCAGAUGAGCGGCUACAAGCGCAUGCGGCGCCAGCACCAGAAGCAGCUCAUGGCCCUGGAGAACAAGCUCAAGGCCGAGCUGGACGAGCACCAGCUGCGCCUCGACAAGGAGCUGGAAGCCCACCGCAGCAGCUUCGGCGCCGAGGCCGAGAAGCUGGCCAAGAAGCACCAGGCCAUCUUCGAGAAGGAGGCCAAGGCGGCGCUGGCGGAGGAGAAGAAGUUCCAGCAGCACAUCCUGGGCCAGCAGAAGAAGGAGCUGGGCGGCCUGCUCGAGGCCCAGAAGCGCCAGUACAAGCUGCGCAAGGAGCAGCUCAAGGAGGAGCUGCAGGAGAACCCCAGCACGCCCAAGCGGGAGAAGCAGGAGUGGCUGCUGCGGCAGAAGGAGACGCUGCAGCAGCUGCAGGCCGAGGAGGAGGCCGCGCUGCUCUGCCGCCAGCGCCAGUACUUCGAGCUCCAGUGCCGCCAGUACAAGCGCAAGAUGCUGCUGGCCCGCCACAACCUCGACCAGGACCUGCUGCGCGAGGAGCUCAACAAGAAGCAGACGCAGAAGGACCUGGAGUGCGCCAUGCUGCUGCGGCAGCACGAGUCGACGCAGGAGCUGGAGGGGCGGCAGCUGGCCGCGGUGCAGCGGACCCGCGCCGACCUCACCCGCCUGCAGCACCACACCGAGCUCUGCAACCAGCGCGAGUACAACAAGCGCCGCGAGCAGGAGCUGCGCCAGAAACACGCCGCCGAGGUCCGCCAGCAGCCCAAGAGCCUCCGAUCCAAGGAGCUGCAGAUCAAGAAGCAGUUCCAGGACACGUGCAAGAUCCAGACGCGGCAGUACAAGGCCCUGCGCGCCCACCUCCUGGAGAGCACGGCCAAGAGCGAGCACAAGGCCCUCCUCAAGCGCCUCAAGGACGAGCAGACCCGCAAGCUGGCCGCCCUCGCCGAGCAGUACGACCACAGCAUCAACGAGAUGCUCUCCACCCAGGCCCUGCGGCUGGACGAGACGCAGGAGGCCGAGUACCAGGUGCUGCGGCUGCAGCUGCAGCAGGAGCUGGAGCUGCUCAACGCCUACCAGAGCAAGAUCAAGAUGCACACGGAGGCCCAGCACGAGCGCGAGGCCAAGGAGCUGGAGCAGCGCGUCUCCAUCCGCCGCGCCCUGCUCGAGCAGCGGAUCGAGGAGGAGAUGCUGGCGCUGCAGACGGAGCGCUCCGAGCGCAUCCGGGGGCUGCUGGAGCGGCAGGCGCGGGAGAUCGAGGCCUUCGACUCGGAGAGCAUGCGCCUGGGCUUCAGCAACAUGGCGCUGGGGGGGGUGCCCCCCGCCCCCCCCGGCCCCCCCUGGCCCUCCCGGCCCGUCCCCCGCAGCGGCGCCCACUGGAGCCACGGCCCCCCCAGCGCCCCCCACGCCUGGCGCCAGCCCCCGCUGCUGGCCCCGCCCCCCGCCGCCUGGCUCCACCCCCCGCCGCGCGGCCCCGCCCCCGCCGCCACCGCCCCCGCCCCCCCCGCCGCCGCCGCCGCCGGAGCGGGGGGGCCGCCUCGGAACAGCCCCCAGCCGCUGCGGCGCACGGCCUCGGGCGGGGCCGGCGACCCGGGGCUCAGCCGCUCCGCCAGCGUCGCCUCCCACAUCCUCAACGGCUCCCACUACUCCUACUCCUGAGGGGGGGGGGGCCGCCCCCCCGGACGCCUGGGCCCGCCCCCGAUAUGAGCAAGCCCCCCCCCCCCGC
This is a messenger RNA of Dromaius novaehollandiae (emu), 4062 nucleotides long. RefSeq names its product TAO kinase 2 (gene TAOK2). Gene Ontology annotation, biological process: protein phosphorylation. The transcript is spliced from 19 exons. The coding region runs from base 963 to 3995 and encodes 1010 amino acids. Gene Ontology annotation, molecular function: ATP binding; protein serine/threonine kinase activity. NCBI's taxonomy places the organism in Eukaryota, Metazoa, Chordata, Aves, Casuariiformes, Dromaiidae. Gene Ontology annotation, cellular component: cytoplasm. The record is from RefSeq and is a predicted model, not a curated record.